Neogale vison (American mink) is the source of this 330-nucleotide messenger RNA. Its product is annotated as keratin-associated protein 21-1-like. The record is from RefSeq and is a predicted model, not a curated record. Lineage: Eukaryota; Metazoa; Chordata; Mammalia; Carnivora; Mustelidae. The coding region runs from base 1 to 330 and encodes 109 amino acids. The transcript has a single exon.
AUGUGUUGUAACUAUGCGAAAUCCUGUGGUUAUGGCUGCGGAUGCAGCUAUGGCUAUGGAUGUGGCCCCUAUUCUGGCUGUGGUUAUGGAACUGGCUAUGGCUGUGGCUAUGGUUCCCGUUGUGGCUGUGGCUAUGGCUCAGGUUGCGGCUGUGGCUAUGGCUCAGGAUGUGGCUGUGGCUAUGGCUCAGGAUGUGGCUGGGGCUGUGGCUAUGGCUCAGGAUGGGGCUAUGAAAAAGGCUCCUGCUGUGGCUGUGGAUAUGGCUCUGGCUCUGGCUGCUGUGGCUACCGGCCAUUUUGCUACAGAAAAUGUUAUUCUUCUUGCUGCUAG